Messenger RNA from Aspergillus nidulans FGSC A4, 2490 nucleotides. RefSeq lists its product as uncharacterized. Lineage: Eukaryota; Fungi; Ascomycota; Eurotiomycetes; Eurotiales; Aspergillaceae. The record is from RefSeq and is a predicted model, not a curated record. The transcript has a single exon. The coding region runs from base 1 to 2490 and encodes 829 amino acids.
AUGGAAACAUCAGUAGACUCUCAGACUAUACAUCUCAAGGAGAAAGCGAACCCAAGCAUGUCUGACCAUGAGGCGACUACGAUUUCCGCCGCUAUUUCAGACCCGGCCAACUCAGAAAAACAAUCGGAGCACAGCGAUGAAAGCAGUUUUGACAGAAGCAUGCAAGUUGCAGCACAAGACAGCGGGUAUAACUCUUCUGGAUCUUCAGGCCACCAUUCUCCUGUCGGAACACAAAAUGGCGGACCGGAGGAAGGUGAACUUGUUCGGAUACGGUCGAGAACAUCAAGCUGUACUUCGAUUUCCUCAAUCCCUGCUUCGACAUUGACCAGCCCGGCAGGUGAGAAUCGACGAAUGAAUAUACGCGAGGGACAGGACUAUAUGGCACAGCCGUGGGACCAUCACGUACCGCAGCUCCGUCAUACGAUCCGUCAGCGUGAAGGUACAUUUCGAAAACCUAGCUCGGUUAGGGCGCUGCAAAUGCAUACGGAGGAUGAGGGCGAUGAUUAUUACCAUCUGACACCGCCUAAACGCCGGGGUAGCCAACGGACUUCCGAUAUCUCCAUUCGCUCCGCUGGUUCCUCGCCGUUCAAGAGAUCCCCGUUCUAUUCUCCAACGGGAGCGACCGCGAAGCCGAAAAUCAAGAAGGAAUAUCCCCUUGUUCUUCUUCACUGUACCCUGCUGCCACCGUCGCUACCUGUGUCUGGUUUGAUAGAACAUCCGAACCGUCAGAAUAUUUUGAAAGAGGGCUUGCCCUCGGUGUACUGGAGGAGGUGGAAACUACUCGAGGAGAAGACCGGGUCUGGCGUUAUUCGUGACCGUGGUAUUCUCAUUUCCCACCCGGAAGACGGAUAUGACCUUCUUGAAGAGCGGUUACUAGAGAGCUUGGAACUACAGCACCCCCGGUUAGACCAUGGCCACUUUAUCGGACACGAUGAAACGGAGUCAGAUGGUGAAGACCGCUUGGUACCGGAGGAUAGCGGCACUGAAGAUGAAGGAGAGGAAUGCCCAGAUUGCGGGGCCCGCGUCGUGAGGCAGAAUACGACCCGAAAAUGGGAGGUCAAGGUGUUCGCCGCUAAUGGAUUGAUGAGGGCUGGUGCUUGGGCUGCGGCCUGGAAGGAGAUGGAAAAAGUUGACGUUGAGGUUGGACUGUGGUUGCCGCCUGAUAUUCGAGCAGAUUUGGAGAAACGACUGAUCGAGUACCCGUCGCACAUGAACAUAGCCAACGGCCCACCUAUUGCCCUGCUGCAGGAACCGGAGAAUAUACCAGUGGAUCCUUCGGUUCGUGCUCUCACAACGAAGCCUCCGAAAGCCGAUAUGCUUUCUCAGGUUACUCAGGCCCGAGGUGGAGAUCUAGCACCAGCAUCCCCUGGGGUUACUGCCAGCAGGUCACAAGAUAAUCAAAAGUGGACCCAGAAUACGCCAAAGUUGUCAGAGGAUAUCGACCUACGGCUACUGCUGGUGAACUACAUCUAUAUUCUUGCCAGUGAUCGACGCAAUAUCACCAUUGUCUUCCUCAGCAUCCUAGUCAUCUUUUUUGCCCUCAACCCUCGAGCAGCCGUGUAUGAGUCAGAUUUGCGACCAUUUCCCACGUACAUCCCGGAAUAUACUACCUCACCCGUGGUUUCACUGCAGCAACCUGCGACCCAAACGUGGACGGUACAUACGAGUUCUCAGACUCCAUCUGUUGCAAUCUCAGACCCAGCGGGGAUACUCGCAUCUGCUGUCGAAUCUGUGCCAUUUGUAAGCUCGGACGACAUUCCGACUGCCGCGGCAGGACUAUCUGUGACCAAACGAGAGGAAGUACCACCAACUGAAACCGUCACCGUGUCUGCCAAAAGUGCAAAGAUUGUGUCUGAAGAGCAAGAGGAACCAAUACCCUCUAUUGAGCUUGGGCGAGAGUCGCCGUUAGGAGCAGAAAGUUGUGACUUGUUUGCAGAAGGCACUCGACUUGUCUCCAAGCUACGGGAGCAGUCGGUAUAUCCCCGCGGAAAUGAGCCUGAUGGGCCAGUUCAGAUAGAAACCGAUAGCUCCUCGAUGGGAAGCGCUGAAUCCGGUUCCGGGGAACAAGAGCAGUUCCCCCAUUCUAGCGAAAGUGCGUUAGAGAAACCACAACCAACGGAUACUGGUGACUCCCCUAUGAAAAAUACUGAGGCUGUUCCCGAGGAGCAAAGAUGCCUAGCGCAGCUCAGUGAGAGCGUGUUGGAAGAAUCCCUGCUGACUGCAGUUGAGAGUCCGUCCAUCGACGACAUUCACCAUACUCCAGAGGAAAGGCCUCUGCAAUUCAUGGAGACAGUCUCUAUGACAGAGUCCUUGAGCACUGCUGCUUCUAUAAAUCAUAGUGACGCUGACCAGACCCUACCCACUGAUGACCAACACAACGAGAACGAACAGAACGGACAGAAUGGACAGAAUGAACCGCAUGAACUGCAUGAACUGCAUGAGCCAGUUUUGCCCAACGAACAUGACGACGACGAGAUGCAUGAACAGUGA